AUGGAUUUAUGUAAACAACAUCAAUUUGAUGACAACUUUGCUUGUAUCUAUUGUGAAACAUUUUUCUGUAUUAACUGUGAUUCAAAUCAUGAAGAACAUCUUAUUCAUUAUUUAAUAGAUAUGAAACCUUACAUGGAUAGUGUAGUAGAGGUGAUAAAAAGGUUUUCAUAUAGAGCUAUGUGCAUUCAAGAUAAAAUCAAUACCAAAAGAGAGAAUCUCAGACAGAAAAUGGAGAAUGGAGAAUCAAAAAUCAAAGACAGUGACUAUGAAAUGGAAAAAGAAAAAAUUAGGUUACUAGAAAUAGAAUUAGUAGAUGCUGAGGAGGAUAAAAGAGAGGUCGAAGAAAACUACAUGAAAUCUACUCGUUUAUAUAAUCUUUUGAUGACUCAUUGCAGUGACUACAUGCAAAAAACCCAACUAACUAAAGAAUAUCAAGAAGAAGAAGAAGAAUAA
Heterostelium album PN500 is the source of this 453-nucleotide messenger RNA. RefSeq lists its product as uncharacterized. The record is from RefSeq and is a predicted model, not a curated record. The transcript has a single exon. The coding region runs from base 1 to 453 and encodes 150 amino acids. NCBI's taxonomy places the organism in Eukaryota, Evosea, Eumycetozoa, Acytosteliales, Acytosteliaceae.